Molecule: messenger RNA, 876 nt
Organism: Dovyalis caffra
Lineage: Eukaryota; Viridiplantae; Streptophyta; Magnoliopsida; Malpighiales; Salicaceae
Source: the annotation of a GenBank genome assembly
AUGGGCAGCAUUUCCAUAAGAACAAUUAGCAAACGCUUUCUCUAUGGGAAUUUCAUCAGGCAAACAUUUAUUAAAAACCCAGAGUCUCUUUCUGCUCAUUAUCGUUCGAGCAAAACAAGAGUCUCUUACACUCUCUACAAACCAUCUCUUUCGCACCCAUUUUCAACAUCAUCAUCAAGAUCAUCUUGUUCGAAUUCUCAAUCCAAAUUUCGGUUUAUAGGAUGGUAUUUGAAUCAGCUGGAAUCGCACCCAGUAGUCACCAAAACUUUCACUACUUCGCUUAUUUACGCUGCCGCUGAUUUGACCGCUCAGAUGAUUUCGUUGACAUCAUCUAGUUCUUUUGACUUACUGAGGACGUUACGCAUGGCUGGAUAUGGUUUGCUAUUUUUAGGGCCAUCACAGCAUCUCUGGUUCAAUUUUAUGUCAAAAGUUCUACCAAAACGUGAUGUACUGACUACCUUCAAGAAAAUUUUUAUGGGACAAACAGUUUAUGGACCUGCUAAUGCCACUCUUUUCUUCUCCUAUAAUGCAGCUUUACAAGGGCAUCUUGAGGUGUUUUUGCCACCACAAGGUUAUAGAGCGGUAGUAAUUGGCUGUUGUUUAAUCAUCUCUCAUUUGUACAAGUCUGUGGAGGCAACACCAGAGUCCUCCUCUGGGCAUCAACACCUGUACUUGGGUGAAAGUGGCGAUGAGAUUAUAGCUAGAUUGAAGCGUGACCUCUUGCCAACUUUGAAGAAUGGUCUACUGUAUUGGCCAGCAUGUGAUUUUGCCACAUUUAAAUUUGUGCCUGUUCAUCUACAGGGAGUAGAUCUUGGUUUAUUGACUUGCGGAGUUCUUGUAGAUAAUAGAUUUCUGUUGGCUGGUAUUGAUGGAUGA